This is a messenger RNA of Penicillium cataractarum, 2406 nucleotides long. RefSeq lists its product as uncharacterized. Lineage: Eukaryota; Fungi; Ascomycota; Eurotiomycetes; Eurotiales; Aspergillaceae. Gene Ontology annotation, molecular function: catalytic activity. The record is from RefSeq and is a predicted model, not a curated record. Bases 1 to 2406 code for a protein of 801 amino acids. The transcript has 3 exons. Gene Ontology annotation, biological process: nucleoside metabolic process.
AUGUCCCGAGAUUUCAACAAAGGGAUUCCGGGCCAGAUCCCGGGGUUGGACCUUGGGAACGUGGUUGCAGACGUCGCAUCUUCUUUCGUUGAGGCCAUCAAUCUUGGCCGCCCAGCGCCGGGCAGUCUGCAUCGAAAUCUGAAGAUAUCUCUGGCUCACCUGGUGGCUGAAAUCAAGUCGGUUGAUGUUGUUCAGGCCCUAGUCUGUCAGACCUCACUGCAAAGGCGCCUCCAGCAAAUUGCACAGUGCCUGAACGAAAUUCUUUGCGGCGACUACGUCAAGGCACAAUACCGACGCUCUGUGGAGGAAGAAGCAAGACGACGCACACCACGACUCACCCAGCUGAUCGCAUUUUUCCUAGGCAAGAAUGAAGAUUUGUCUCCAUCCGCAUUGAUCGAGAAGUGGUGUCGCUACCCUCUUCCUAUUCUGGGAAUGUUCCGCGAGCUUGUUUGUCGCUCUGGCUUACGGGGACUUGAUAUUAAGAGGUUCCUGAAGGAUGAUGAUCAUCUCCUCGGGUACCUUACUGCACUUGUCAAAGAUUGGAAUAGGCUCGUAGAUCAAAUUUACGAUGGGAGUUAUUCCGACAAUGGCUCGGAAGUUUCCGAUGAUGCGGACUGCCCACAGCCUCCCACAGUCGAAACUCUACUCCGUGGAGAGGACAGUGUGCAUCAACGAUCACAGUUUCUGUACGACAUUCUCCACAAAACCUGGCCUUGCCAGUCAGAAAGCCAUAAUCACGAUGGACGAUUGGGUCUCUGUCUAGAGGCAAAGUUCUACCUGGAUCCCCGGUGGAGCGAAAAAGAUCAUACCCACGAUGGCUUCUUCAUUCUCUUAGCCGGUCCUGAAAUUCUACAAGAGUGUCGAAUAUACGUCAAGAAAAUUGGCAGGAUGGAGAAAGACGUAGCGGCUUGCCUCGUAUCUCACGACGAUCAAUCUCGAGGUGUUUGCCUGUAUUUAAUGAGCGACGGUAACAAUCAGCUUUGGGAUCAACGGAGAUCAGCUCGACCUCUCGAGCUCAUAGUCGCCGAGGAUGAACACGUCGAUAUGAGUCUCAGUCAGCUGCUCAUGACCGUGAAGCCAACUUAUGCUGCGAAGCGGGUGAUGGGUGUGACACUGGCCCGUUGCAUCUUGCAUCUUGUCGAAGGAUCAUGGGUGAGCGAAUCCCUGUCUGUUGAGGAUAUCUAUGUUUAUUGCAAGAUGCAAAAUGAUCUCCCGCGCCCGUUGUUUCACAAAAUUUUCAUUGCCACCAAGUUCGACGUCGAUCACGAUCGAAGUCGCCAGCCCGGAGCCUACAGAAUCCAUCCAUUCCCCACAAUUCUUGCGCUUGGCAUUGUGCUUUUAGAACUUGAAUUGGGAGAAGAUUUACCGGAAAUCAAAGAUCGGCUUUCAUUUGACUCCAAAAGGCGUAACCCAUUUUAUCUUGCCCAGCAUCUUCUAAGGGAAUUCCGAGAGCGUUACAAUCUAGACUCAGGCCUUCUGCAAGCCGUCGAGUUCUGCAUUGAUCGCACAUCCUUCUCUCGGUUUGCUACACGAACCCCCGAAGCUCAGGUAUCGAAUCAGGAAUUUAUCGAGACCUACUACAACAAAAUUCUGCGUCCCUUGGAAAGAGACCUAGUAAAGGGGGCUCAUUGGACAUGGGAUCAGGUCGCCCAGCUGAAGCACCCUAGCCUUGCAGAUGCUGGAAUCUCUAAAGUAUUGAACAAGAGAUCCUUUCCCUUAAACUUUACCCAUGAAACCUCAUCUGGUCUCAAUGAACAUCAAUCACAACAACGAGUACAGACUGCCGUCACGGUGACCACAUUGGAAUCAAGGAAAGAUACCCACUUGAAUUCUUUGGGAAGGCCGCCACCGCAGAUACUUCCUUCGAGUAGCCUGAAGCAUCAACCCCAGGCGGGUCAUUCAACGCUGAAUGGAUCUUCUCUUCAUGAAUCACCAAUCCUGUCAUCAACCCUGCCGUCGAAACCACAGUCCCGGGAUGAUUUUGAGGUUGCCAUUAUAUGCGCACUGCAAACGGAAGCAAACGCUGUGCAAGCUAUGUUCGACAAGCAUUGGGAUGAAGAUAGCAUAUAUCAAUACAAGAAGCAGGCGAACGAUCCCAACUCCUACUCUGCGGGAUUAAUAGGAAAUCACAACGUGGUUCUUGCUCACCAGCCCCGCAUGGGGAAGGUAACAGCUGCAAAUGUCGCAGCUGCAUGUUCGAUGAGCUUCACAAAAUUGAAGCUAGCCCUGAUUGUCGGUGUCUGCGGCGGCGUGCCUGCUCCCGAAUCUAGCCAAGAUAUCCUUCUGGGGGACGUUGUCUUCAGUAAGGGAAUUGUACAGUAUGACUUUGGAAGACGAUAUCCCGACCGUUUCCGCCGAAAGACCACAAAACCACCAUACAUCGGCAAAGGCUCCAAGCAACAAUAG